CUGUGGUUCCGGUUCUGUCGCGGAGACACGUGAAGGUCGGUGAGUUGGUGCGGAGCUCGUCUCGGCACGCGCGGUCGCGCUGGGAUGGAUUCCUCUUCGUCCUCCUCCGUGGCGGGUUUGGGGCAGUUGCAGCAUUUCAUCGAGGUGGAGACUCAGAAGCAGCACUUCCAGCAGCUCGUGCACCAGAUGACCGAACUCUGUUGGGAGAAGUGCAUGGACAAGCCUGGGCCAAAGUUGGACGGCCGGGCUGAGGCCUGUUUUGUGAACUGCGUUGAGCGCUUCAUUGAUACAAGCCAAUUCAUCUUGAAUCGACUGGAACAGACCCAGAAAUCCAAGCCAGUCUUCCCAGGAAGCCUUUCUGACUGAUCUCAGCAUUAUCUUUUUGGAAAAAGAAGGUAGUUCAAGAAAUGAAGAGCUGUUGAUGGGAUGAUUGAAGGAAUGGCUGUGGGGGAAUUGGCUCCCAUCUUUUGUCACUCUUGGGACAUCAUGUCAUCUGAGAAAUAACAAAGACCAAUUUGUGUGU
This is a messenger RNA of Lemur catta (Ring-tailed lemur), 523 nucleotides long. RefSeq names its product mitochondrial import inner membrane translocase subunit Tim8 A-like. Lineage: Eukaryota; Metazoa; Chordata; Mammalia; Primates; Lemuridae. The record is from RefSeq and is a predicted model, not a curated record.